Molecule: messenger RNA, 561 nt
Organism: Iphiclides podalirius (scarce swallowtail)
Lineage: Eukaryota; Metazoa; Arthropoda; Insecta; Lepidoptera; Papilionidae
Source: the annotation of a GenBank genome assembly
AUGAGCGAAAUUGGAAGAAUUGACAACUCAAAGUUUAUUUUGUUCGCAGCGUCGGAUGUCGAAGGCAGCUUGAUGUCGAUGGUAGACUUCAGAUACUGGCGUUGCGUUAUGAAACGCGAAUGGAAGUGUCCGGAUAGCGAGAUCAACUUUUUUUUGUACACACCGGAAUGGCCUCAUCCACGGUGGAUUGAUCUCCGGCAUAGCGAUUUGAGGGACUUCGGGUGGAAGCAGUCUAGGAGGAAUGUAUUCAUCAUACAUGGUUUCAAUGGAACUCAUGCCAAGACGCCUAUGUCUUUCCUAAGAGACGCCUACCUCUCGCGUAAGGAUUACAAUGUUUUCAUGGUUGAUUGGUCCAGACUGUCCAGAUUCCCGUGUUAUUUGUCGGCGCUUUCUAAUAUGAGAUUGGCCGCCCAGUGCACCGCCCAGCUGUAUUCGCUCUUGACGCAAGCCGGGGCGCUCGCCAAAAUGACCACGUGCGUGGGCCACUCGCUCGGGGCGCACGUGUGCGGAAUGAUGUCGAUGCACCUCACGGAGAAGCAGUACAAGAUCGUCGGUAAGUAC